AUGGCGGAUCAAGAGGACGAGGAUAUGAAGAUGGCCUCGAGACAGAGCACGCCGCAGCAGGAGUCUCCUGAGCCUAAGCGGAGCAAGCCGUGGGAGAAUUCCGGCGUCGGAAUGGAGGCGUCGGACGCGGAGGAGUCUCCGGAGGUUAGGGAUCGGCGCACUCAGCGGGAACUGAUGGCUGCGGCGGCGGAGAGGCGGAUGGCGGCGGCAAUGAAUGCUUGGCCGGCGGCGGUGAAGAAUGUAGAGAGUGCAAAGGACGUGAAAAUUGCAGGGACAGUGGGUGCCAGUACGGCUCUAAAUACGACAGUUAAGAAUGCAGAGAGUGUGAAGGACGUGGGGGUUUGGGGUUUAGAAGGUGAUGGCAAAGGUAAAGGCGUUAACUUGGAAAAUUUAGUUGGUGGGAGCGGAAUUUCUGACACCUCGUUAUCGAUCUUGGAGGCUGAUGAGCUCUUCUUGAUGAUUUUUGGGAACAGGGUCAGUAAAGAUGUACUUGCACAGUGGAGCAAUCAGGGUAUUAGAUUUAGUGCUGACCCAGAGACAUCGAUGGGGCUAGUACAGCAUGAGGGUGGGCCCUGUGGGGUACUAGCCGCAAUACAGGCAUUUGUACUCAAAUAUCUUAUAUUUUGUUCAGAACCAUCUGAUGAUCAUGAGCGAAACAUGACAGCAAAUUUGUCUUUUAGAGGAGUUGCCAAUAAUGAUUCAGUUGCUUCUGAUAUUUUCUCGCGUCUCUCAGAAGGAAAAAAAUCAAGAGCCUUGGUAAGCAGUAUGUGUGAGAUACUCUUCCUAUGCGGCUGUAAUGAAAGAGCACAAAUAGCAUCUUUAAAUAUUAUCAACCAUGAUUUCUUGAAGUCCGUGAACGGAUCGGAGGAUGAGGCAAUCGCUGGAGUUCUUAGAGGUCUUUCUAUUGAGUCUGGUGCCGACCUGCAGAAGUUUCUGAGAGUUGACAGCUGUACUUCUCGGUGGAGUGCACUCCGCCAGCUAGAAAUUCUGCUUCCUAUUUUCCGAAGUCGUCUGGGUGCAUUGCUUUUCUUGAUAUCUGCAAUGUUGUCUCGGGGACUGCACAAUGUUCAAGAGGACAGGGAUGAUCCAAGUCAACCGUUAGUCACUGCUCCAUUUGGGCAUGCUUCACAGGAAAUUGUGAACUUAUUACUCUCCGGGAGUGCCGUGGCCAAUGUGUUUGACGGAAAAAUGGACUUGGGCGGGGGCAUGUUCGUAAAAGGAAUCACCACACCAGUCGAGGUCGGCUUCCUCACGCUUCUCGAAUCCCUCCACUUCUGCAAAGUCGGGCAGUACCUAAAAUGCCCGAAAUGGCCCAUAUGGGUUGUGGGUAGUGAAUCCCACUACACGGUCCUCUUUGCCCUCGACACCAAAGUCCAGGAUGAGAACGAGUUCGAGAGCCGAGAAUCCCAGAUCCGCCGAGCUUUUGACUCGCAAGACCAAAGUGGCGGUGGCGGGUUCAUUACCGUUGAAGGCUUCCGUCAAGUUCUCAGGGAUGCCAACAUUAACCUCCCGCCCGAAAAAAUCGAGCACUUUUCGAGCGUGGGUUUUGUCGUGUGGACCGAAUUCUGGCAGCUUCUUUUGGACCUCGACAAGAGUUUGGGAGGCAUGAAGGACUCGACCGGGAUGAUGGGCAAAAAAGUCUUUGACUUGUAUCAUUUUAACGGGAUAGCAAAAUCUAUAGCUAACGGGGCCCACAUUGUGGGAAACGAGAGCCCGAUACAGAGGCCCAGGCUAACAAAACUGAGGGUUUCGGUCCCGCCUAGGUGGACGCCCGAGGAAUUCAUGUCUGAUAUACCUAUUUCAUCCUCGUCGGCCGGGAGUUCAUGCGAGGUGUCUAAACCUCAGCACGCGCCUUUGGUCGACUGUAUUAGGACUCGUUGGGCACGCUCGGUUUGCACGUGGGAAGGGGACGCACCUAGCAUUGUCUGA
Messenger RNA from Striga hermonthica, 1929 nucleotides. The record is from the annotation of a GenBank genome assembly. NCBI's taxonomy places the organism in Eukaryota, Viridiplantae, Streptophyta, Magnoliopsida, Lamiales, Orobanchaceae.